This is a messenger RNA of Onychomys torridus (southern grasshopper mouse), 1594 nucleotides long. It is a transcript of the gene Creb3, whose product is annotated as cAMP responsive element binding protein 3. NCBI's taxonomy places the organism in Eukaryota, Metazoa, Chordata, Mammalia, Rodentia, Cricetidae. Gene Ontology annotation, cellular component: nucleus. The transcript is spliced from 10 exons. The record is from RefSeq and is a predicted model, not a curated record. Gene Ontology annotation, molecular function: DNA-binding transcription factor activity, RNA polymerase II-specific; RNA polymerase II cis-regulatory region sequence-specific DNA binding. Bases 258 to 1397 code for a protein of 379 amino acids. Gene Ontology annotation, biological process: regulation of transcription by RNA polymerase II.
CUCCAGAAUGCCCGCCCUGGGGUGUGGGAAACUGUAGGGACGUCCCUAAAUUUGCAUAGCCCCCGGGACGUGGCGCCGCACACACGAGCCACUUCCGAGUUGGAGGGAACUCCAAGUCCCAGGAUGCCAUGAGGCUCUCUUGCAUCACUUCCGUUGUGUUGGAAACCGAGCGGACUAGAAACUGGGAGGUGGCUGUUUAGAGUGACCGCUGGGUCCUCGGCCCUGCAUCCUGGAGUAGAGUGACUAAGAUAUCCCAAAUGGAUCCUGGUGGUCAGGACUUGCUAGCUUUGGAUCCUGGUGACCAGGACCUGCUGGGCUUCCUGCUAGAGGAAAGCGGAGAUUUGUGGGCUGCGAACGAGCAGAACGUGGAGGCUCCGCUGGACUUGGAGCUGUCGCCUUCCGAGAACUCCGUGCAAGAACUGAGCGACUGGGAGGUAGAGGAUUUACUGAGCUCUCUGCUCAGUCCCUCGGCAUCGCUGGAUGUUCUCAGCUCCUCCAGCUCUUCUAUUCGCCAUGAUCACAACUAUUCCCUCCCACAGGAACAUGUCUCCAUAGAUCUAGAUAUUGGGAGCUUCGAAAAGGAGGGGUUCCGCGUGACUCCAUUGCGUGUGGAGGAAACAGUAGCAGAGCAGGAGAUGUCUAGGCUGAUGCUGACUGAGGAAGAGAAGAGGCUCUUGGAGAAGGAGGGGCUUACCCUGCCCUCAACUCUUCCCCUCACUAAGGUGGAGGAACAGGUUCUCAAACGAGUGCGGAGAAAGAUUCGAAACAAGAGAGCCGCUCAAGAAAGCCGAAAGAAGAAGAAGGUGUAUGUAGGAGGGCUAGAGAGCAGGGUCUUGAAAUACACAGCCCAGAAUCAGGAGCUGCAGAACAAAGUACAGCUUCUAGAGGAACAGAAUCUGUCCCUUCUAGAGCAACUGAGGAGACUUCAGGCCUUGGUUAUUGAGAUAGCCAACAAAACCAGCAGUGGCAGCACCUGUGUCCUGGUCCUUCUCUUUUCUUUCUGUCUUCUUCUUGUUCCUGCCAUGUACUCCUCGGACACAAGGGGGAGUGUGCCCGCUGAGUAUGUCGUGUUGCACCGUCAGCUCCGUGCCCUCCCCAGUGAGGACCGCCAUCAGAUGAAGCUGCCUGCCCAGCGGUCAAAGUUACCGAGGGACAGCACAACCCAGCUGCUGGGUAGCUCCGAACAUAGGCUCCAGGCCUCCAGCAACUUUUCCUGCCUACUCUACCACGUGCCUCAGGAAGAGCCACCCCAGCACUGGCCACUCCUUGACCGUUCCUCAGAGACCCCCUUCUCAGGCCCCAGCCCUCCCCUGCAGACAAAUCUUUCAAAGAAACAGGGGUGGCUGCCUACCCACAGCCCUUCUUCUGUCGUCUUGCAGGGCAGGUAUUCAGGUUAGAGGUGAGAGUAUCCUCAGCCUGAGGAUUCCUGUCCGUAUUCAAAUAAAAAGGAAUAGGGGAAAGAAAAGCUGGCCUUUGCUGUUGUGCCCUAUUAGGAUGCCUGGGAGCUCAAACACACCACACUUACUAGUUUUAGGGAUCUUUUAUUUAUACCCAUGUGUAUCUGUUGUUCCAUGAAUAGACUUGGAGAGAUUUA